This is a messenger RNA of Funneliformis caledonium, 391 nucleotides long. Lineage: Eukaryota; Fungi; Glomeromycota; Glomeromycetes; Glomerales; Glomeraceae. The record is from the annotation of a GenBank genome assembly.
AUGUGCUGCAUUCUUCACAAUAUGGAAAAUAUUCACCAUAAUUUAUGUCCUUCAUAUUCUACACCACAAUUAAAACAAAGUCGUCUUGUUCAUCAAAAUGGAUUAGCAGAACUUUCUCAGUCAAACAAAAUAUACUUGUUAGAUACUAGAAAUACUAGUAACUAUAUUUGGGUUGAUAAAUUUGAACCUAAUAGUAUAUCUGAGCCAUCUUCAAAUACGAAUACCCCUUCAACAAAUACAACUAUAACUGCUCCGGAUUCUUCAAAAACUACUAACGUUAUAAUUGGUACAAUAAGCGGAAUCGUGGUUGCCGCAGCUUUAAUAAUAAUUGGAAUCUUUGGCUUUAAAUGGUAUCAAAAGAGAAAACAAAAUAAAAUUAUGAGGAUUGCCG